This is a messenger RNA of Micropterus dolomieu (smallmouth bass), 2342 nucleotides long. RefSeq names its product neuronal PAS domain protein 4 like (gene npas4l). The coding region runs from base 1 to 2256 and encodes 751 amino acids. The transcript is spliced from 10 exons. The record is from RefSeq and is a predicted model, not a curated record. Lineage: Eukaryota; Metazoa; Chordata; Actinopteri; Centrarchiformes; Centrarchidae. Gene Ontology annotation, biological process: regulation of transcription by RNA polymerase II. Gene Ontology annotation, molecular function: RNA polymerase II transcription regulatory region sequence-specific DNA binding; protein dimerization activity; DNA-binding transcription factor activity, RNA polymerase II-specific.
AUGACUAUUUGGUGCAACUCCUGCAAAUACCAUGUCAGUGCUCCGUGCACCCCUCAUCAUCUACCUGAGGAUCACCGCAGCUGCUUCUGCAGAAGGUUCAGAUCCACCAAAGGAGCAUCCAAAGCCCGCCGGGACCAGAUCAAUUAUGAGAUCAGGAAUAUGCGUGCUCUACUUCCCAUAACCCAGGAGGACCAGGAGCGUCUCUCCUACCUGCACUCCAUGGCUGCCAUCUGCACCUACAUCAGGAAGUCUGUUCUCUUCCAGGGACUCCCGGCUGGGGAGAGAUCACACUGCUCUCCACCAUACGAGGCCUUUCUUCAAGCCCUGCACGGCUUCAUCCUGGUCACUAACACCCAAGGGAGGCUGGUCUAUGUUUCCGAAAAUGUAGCUGAAUAUCUUGGUCUUUCCAUGAUUGAUGUGCUCCAAGGAGACUCAUUCUACGAUAUGGUGGAACGCUCUGACAUUGAUAUUGUCAAAUCAAACCUGGACAUUGAAAACAACUCAUCAUCAGAGAGGAGCUUUAUAUGUUGUAUGCAAACCUCCAAGGCCUUCAAGCUGCAACACGGGAGCUGCUGUUCCAUGAUGGUCAGGGGGAGCUUCCGGUCUUUUCCUCAGCCUUGUCAUUCCUCCUCUUCAGUGUGUCCCACCAACCAGCCUUUGUUCGUGGCCCUCUGUACCCCGACAGUUAACCGCCUGCGCAGCUCUGACUCCCACUUCUGUCACAGCUUCAACAGUGUCCACAGAAUCGAUAUGACCUUUACUCAGCUGUCAGACAGUGUUUCAUAUUGUUUGGGGUAUUCAGGUGAAGAAAUGACUGGUCGAUCGUGGUACAGUCUUGUCCACCCUGAAGAUCUUUCUGCCAGUGCAGAUUCUCAUAGAAGUUUAAUGCAGGCAGAUGAGGGCUUCCAGGUAGAGAUGGUGCUCAGACUCCAGUGCAAGGAUCUGUCAUGGAUCUGGAGCUACAUUCAAGCUAACAAGGACUCUGCGUGCCAGGGCGUGAGCUGCACAAACUUCAUCAUCAGUGAAACAGAGGCCAGAUUUCUGCAGAAGAAAAUCAGCAGCAAUGCCUUCAGACCUUCAUGUCUGCCAGAUUCCUGCCAACAGGCGUCCCACACUCAGAGCUACAACGGCGCGCAAUGCUUUAAAAGGCAGAGGACGUCUAACAGCCAAAGCGAGGAGCCGGGUGCCAAAGCUAGGAGGGAGUCCGAGCAAGACAUGUGCUAUGCGGCGUGUCCCUCCUCCCAAGGCAAUAGCUCACCUAUACCCUUAGGUGACAUCCCUGCUUUCUUCACCCCUCCCUACACCCCGGCCUCCUCCGGCUCCCCUCUGCAGCAGGAGGAGUUCAGCCAUGACCUCAUGAUAGAUGUGCAUGGAUACGCAGAUCAGCUGCUGUCCUCCCCUGAGGGCUCUCCCUCCUAUUACUCCUACACAGAGGCAGGGCUCACCUGUCACCCUUCGCCCUCCGACUCCCUCCCUGCAGCCGCCGAACACACCUUCAACCAGGCAGCCUUCGACGCCCUCAGUUCUCGCUCUCCACUCUCCUCCUCAUCUCCGACCUAUGAUUUCCAAGCUUGUACAUCUGAUGCUCGAUUAGUUCCAGACUGCCCGUCCGUGUCCGACAUGUGUGAGAGCUCAGCGGACUGUGCUCUGCAUCAAGACGACUUCAACCUUCUCGAGCAGCCACAAGGGGGCAGCCUUGUCCAUGUGCAUCAUGUUCCCUACCAUGUGUUGCCUGUGCAUUCCAGUCUUCUUACCCCCAACCAAUCUCCGACAUCCACAGGAUCUAACCAUUACAACGAGAGGGAACAGGCAGAGAUCAGUAUUCUCGCACAGCAGAUCUCCUCCCUGGCCAGCAGCUUUGCCACGUAUCACACCCUAGACCCACUUCAUAAUGUGGGCCAACUUGCAACCACGAACUCUCCGCCCUCAGCCUUUGCCUGGUCCCAUCACCCUCCUCUCCCCUCAGUUCUUGCUCCUAAGCUGGAGCUGGUUCUCGGUGACUGCAUGUUCAACAGCAUCUUGAAAGACUUGGACAUGGUCGCAAAGAAAAGCAGCACUCCUGGCCCCGGUGUUGUGUCAUACAGCUACCAGCAGGGCUUGUUGCAUGACUCGCCGCCUGCGGAGCAGUUCGCUGCUGUGGAUCCUUUCAGUUUGCAGAUGGGACGCCAUGACCAAAACACUGGGUUGCAUCAACUCAACCACUACAUGCAGAGUAGCCUUCAGCAAGAUGGACUUGCUGAAGAAAACCUGUACUGAAAUAAGUCUGUGACUUACUGUACUACUACUUGUAUGACAUAUUGUCAGGGCAAUCUUCCUUCACUGGAUUCAAAGAUGAAUGUGAG